Messenger RNA from Apis mellifera (honey bee), 1556 nucleotides. It is a transcript of the gene Mfap1, whose product is annotated as microfibrillar-associated protein 1. Gene Ontology annotation, cellular component: U2-type spliceosomal complex. The transcript is spliced from 6 exons. The record is from RefSeq and is a predicted model, not a curated record. Bases 16 to 1431 code for a protein of 471 amino acids. Gene Ontology annotation, biological process: mRNA splicing, via spliceosome. NCBI's taxonomy places the organism in Eukaryota, Metazoa, Arthropoda, Insecta, Hymenoptera, Apidae. Gene Ontology annotation, molecular function: RNA binding.
UAAUAUAAUAUUUAUAUGACGAUAUAUAUUGUUUUGAAGAUUUCGUACAAAAUGAUGAUGGAUUAUUUCGUUACAAAUAAUUCUUUAGCUCCUGCACCUAUGGGAAUUCAAAGUACAGCAGGUGCUGUACCUGUAAAAAAUGAUAAAGGUGAACUUUCUAUGAAAAAAGUAAAAGUACAUCGUUAUGUUUCUGGUAAACGACCUGAUUAUGCACCAGUUGCUAGUUCGGAAGAAGAAUCUGAAGAAGAAGAUUUUUUGGAAAGACGUGUACAUAAAAAUUAUGAGGAAAAUGAAAUUUCUGCAGAUACUCCUACACAUUCACAAAUUAAAAUAUGUGAUGAAGAUGAUCCACGCAUAAGGAGAUUAACACGUUUAGAAAAACAAAAAGAAUCAAAUACUGAAAUUCGUGCAGAAAGACAUAGACAUAUACAUGAACCAGAAUUAAUUGAAGUUGAACCUGAAAGAACUAGAGAAAGAAUUAAAUUAGAAAGUUCAGAUUCUUCAGAAGAUGAAGAAUUAUCAGAUUCUGAAAUUGAAAAAAGACGAGAAGCAUUAAAACAAAGAGUUUUAUCUAAAAAAGAAAAUGAAGAAGAAUUAAUUCAUGGAGAAGAAGAUGAAAGAUCAGGUGAUACUUCAGAAGAAAGCUCAGAAUAUGAAGAAUAUACUGAUUCAGAGGAAGAAACUGGACCAAGAUUAAAACCAGUUUUUGUACGUAAAAAAGAUAGAAUUACAGUAAUGGAAAAAGAAAAAGAAGCAAUGAAACAAAAACAAGCAGAAAUUGAAGCUAAAAAAAUGGCUGAAGAACGAAAACGACAAACAUUACGAAUGGUAGAAGAAGCAAUAAGAAAAGAAGCACAAGUUAAUAAAAAUACAAAUGAUAAUGAAGGAAAACUUGAAGAUGUUUGUACAGAUGAUGAAAAUGAUGAAAUUGAAUAUGAAGCUUGGAAAUUACGAGAAUUAAAAAGAAUUAAACGUGAUCGUGAAGAAAGAGAACAGCUUGAAAAAGAACGACUUGAAGUUGAACGUAUACGUAAUAUGACGGAAGAAGAACGAAGACAAGAAGCGCGAUUGAAUCCAAAAAUUAUUACAAAUAAAGCAGCCAAAGGAAAGUACAAAUUUUUACAGAAAUAUUAUCAUCGUGGAGCUUUUUAUUUAGAUAAAGAUGAUAAUAUAUUUAAACGAGAUUUCUCUGGUGCAACUUUAGAGGAUCAUUUUGAUAAAACAAUUUUACCAAAAGUUAUGCAAGUGAAAAACUUUGGACGCAGUGGUAGAACUAAGUAUACUCAUUUAGUUGAUCAAGAUACAACUCAAUUUGAUUCUCCAUGGAUUUCAGAAACAGCACAAAAUUUAAAAUUUCAUAACAAUCAAGCUGCAGGAAUGAAACAAGUAUUUGAACGACCAUCAUUAAAAAAACGGAAAAAUGAAAAUUAAUCAGGAAGCCCAAGGCAUGUAAGAAUUUAUAUCUCCUUUAGAAAUUAUUGGAUUUUUGGAAGUACCAAAUAAUAAUGUAUUUGAGUCAAUUUCAUUUGGUAAAAUUUGAAACCAUUUUAAUAAUG